AUGCAUGAGGAUAGGGAUCUAAAGACUGAUGUACAUAUUCUACAGUCAUAUAUCAAGAAAUACUCCAAAUGGAUUGAAACAUCAUUACCAGAUGCUCUGACGUCAGUAGUUAUUAAACGGAAAUUUGGAGUCUUUAAUCUGCGAGUUGAAAACUUUCAGACAUUAUUUAUCCGAGUUCCACCCACCAAGCUGUUUACUGACAAUGAUAACUAUUAUUAUAUACAGGUUCCCAAGCUUGAUGCCGACAUUGCUGGUGUUUGGGCAUGUAAAUUGUUGUGGCAGAAACGUGGAAAUUUUACUUUCCAAAUUCGUAACAUGACUAUAACAGUUGGUAAGAUUAUGCCUCUCCACUAUUAUGGACUUCCAUUUAUUCAUCCAAUAGUUAAUUGCACGUUGGAUUUCGAACAGUUCAGAUCCACAAUUAGUAAAUCUGUGCUCUGUCAUCGAGUUCUAAGCACAUUUUUAAAUAAACUUGUUCAUUUGGAAGUUGAGAAUAUCAUUUCUCACGUAGUAGUGGAAACUUUUAAUUCAUUUUUGAUGCACGGAAUUCGCCAGAUAUCAAUGCGCCAUCUUCUUCCUACAGGGUCGGUAUUGAAUAAUAUGAUGGUCAAAAAACCUGAAGUUAUUUCUGGUGGAAAUGUCGUGACAUAUCAUGCUGGAUUACUCGAAGAUGAAAACUAUGAUAGUGAUUUACAGAAGAACACAUUUAGCAAUCUACAGUUUCCAGCUCGAGGAGAUAUCAUUUAUGGAAUCAGCAUCAGAAUGGUUUCAGAAGUUAUCAGAGCAGCAUACAGUCACUCAGCAUUUGAAUGGAAUUUUGCCAGUGAUGGGUAUCAACUUCGUGCAAGAUGUACAGAGGUACCCAAAGUUUCAGUUAGCAGAAAUUAUAUUGAAUUAAAAUUGAAGCAGAAUUAUCAGUUCAGUAACAGAAGUUUCUACAUGCACUGGGAUGUGCAUGAGUUCAUAUUUUUCCUUAAAGUUCAUUACAGUCACAGUCCUCGAUUACAUUUGCAAGUAGUAAAUUCAUCGGCAUGGACAUGGAAUUUUUCCAAUCCCGAAGUUGAAGUCCGUUUUGUGUCCAAGGUACAGCGCCGUAUCGCUUCACUCGUUUCAAAUCAACUUCUAAUACCACUUCCAAUGAUUCGAAACGUUAUUGCUCGUGAUGGUGCUAUUACUUUCUUGAAUGACUACAUUCUUUUCGUUUCUUUUGUAUCAUUAGUCUAA
Molecule: messenger RNA, 1224 nt
Organism: Thelazia callipaeda (thelaziosis nematode)
Lineage: Eukaryota; Metazoa; Nematoda; Chromadorea; Rhabditida; Thelaziidae
Source: the annotation of a GenBank genome assembly